GCAAAAUGAAAGAUAGUUUUAAAAUAUUGUUUGUAUUAAUUAUUUGUGUUGAAUUCAUAGCAUGUAUUGAUGUGAAGACAACAUCGGGUGUAGUGAGGGGUCAGACUAUAGAUGUGUUGGGCGUAAGUAUUGACCAGUUUUUGGGUAUACCUUAUGCCGAACCACCCGUCGGGAGACUCCGGUUCGCCAAACCUGAACCCAUCAAAACAACAAAACCGGAAAUAAUUGAUGCGACAAAACCCAAAAACGCUUGUAUCCAAAACCCGUCGCCAUAUUUCCCAAAUAUAACCCUAAGUGAAGACUGUUUGGUAUUAAACAUAUGGAAACCAAAUGCGGGCAAUAAUAACACAAACAAAUUACAGCUCAAACCCAUUAUGUUUCACAUACACGGCGGCGGUUUAGCAUCUGGUUCAAUAUUUGAAAAUUUUUUGUCUACUAAUGUGUUGGCCACCCGUGAUGUGGUAUUUGUUUCAACAGCUUAUAGAUUAGGAGAGUUGGGCUUCCUAUACGGCAAUCGAGAGGACGCGCCCGGAAAUGUUGGACUCUAUGAUCAGUUAUUGGCUCUCAAAUGGGUUAGAGAAAAUGCUGAACAGUUUGGCGGAGAUAGGGAUGAGAUCACGAUAUUGGGUGAGAGCGCCGGGAGUUGGUCGGUGUCCGCACACAUACUCUCCCCGCUAUCCAAAGGCCUAUUCAAGAGGGCUAUUAUGGAAAGCGGCGCCCAUUUGUAUAACAAGGAUAGAGAUGUCGUCAGUAAAGACGAGUCAAUAUCUUUAGGCAAACGGAUAGCAAAAGAGCAGAAUUGCAGCGAAAGUGAGGAUUGGUUGCAAUGUUUGCGACGAUUGGAUGCAAAAGUGUUCAACAAAUACUUAAAUCUGAUGACAUAUCCAGUAUUGGGCACUGAAUUCCUACCCAUUUCUGCUCAAAAAGCAUUUGCGGACAAAAAAUAUGCAGAUGUGGACAUAAUAGCAGGCAUUGCCAGUACUGAGGGCUCAGAGUUGUCCUUAUAUGCGCUUCCGCUCAAAGAUAAGGUGACUCUCAAUGACAUUAUUGAGGCCACGAAUACAUCGGACAGUGUUUAUCACGGAUUGGAUGUGAAACGAGUGGACGACUAUUAUCUACAAAAUGUCGACAAAAACAGUUCACUUGAGCUCAAGAAAGCGUUUUAUGAAUUGUUUGGCGAUUUAAUAAUGAAAUGUCCGACAUAUCUGUUUGCCAAACAAGCUGCCUUAAAUGGACAACCUGAUCGUAAUGUAUAUUUCUACCAGGUCACUUAUCAAAACAAGUACACCGCUCACAUAGCGGGUUGUGAUAAGGAUGGAAUGGGUGUCUGUCAUUGCGCUGAAACUACAUUUGUUAAUGGAUUGCCGUUUGUAAUACCCGACGCCUACACUCCAGUGGACGCUAUAUUCAGUGCAGAGUUAAUGAAAAUGUGGACUAAUUUUGCUAAAUAUGGGUAA
Molecule: messenger RNA, 1457 nt
Organism: Medioppia subpectinata
Lineage: Eukaryota; Metazoa; Arthropoda; Arachnida; Sarcoptiformes; Oppiidae
Source: the annotation of a GenBank genome assembly